AUGAAUUUCGACGGUAGUGUGCCUAUUGGUGGAGAUAAAGUUAGAGUGGCAUUCGUGAUCAGAGACCAGGAUUCUAGGUUGAUCGCUACCGAAAGACGUCGAUUCUUCGAGGUGUCAGCUCUUGGGGCGGAUCUUAGGAUAGCAUGGGAAAAGCUCUCCUAUGUGAGACAGGUGCUUGAGGCGGGGUGCAUCAUCCUCGCGGGAGACUCAGCCAAGCUCGAAGAUCUUGUGGAAGUUCUUGGAAGAUAUGCAUUUUGCUAUUCUAAGUUUUGCAAAGAACUUGCAAAACGUUUUGCAGAAAAUUCCAGCAAUCUUUCAUCACCUGUUGCAUCUCAGUCGUCACAUGCAGCCGAUGGCCUUCCCAAUCUGAAGCCUCUACAUACAAUGAAGGAUAAUUUAUAUGAAAAACAGGAGAUUGUUGAGACAACCCGUUCACCAAAAGCUCCGAUUCAAUCACCAGUUAUCAAUCCUGUUAAAAGGUCCAUUGGUGGAAAGAAGAUUGGAAGUAAAUCUGGGGGCCUUCAUUCUCGGAAGCUUGCCACAAAGCCAAUUGAAAGUCUCUAUAAUCAGAAGCCUGUAGAACCAGCAUCAGCUGUGACUUCCAUGGCUAAUUCCAUGACAGCAUUUGGCUCAUCUUUUCCUUCUCGUUUGGAAUAUGUGGAGAGCAUACCAUCAGCUGAAAACAUUUUGAGAGAUGCUCAAGUGAUUGGUAAUGUUGCCCCUCCAAAAUCUACAAACUUGCUUGCGGAGUCUGGAAUGGAUAAUGGAUCUUCUAAGAAAUCAGCCUCAACUACAAAAAUUAAGGUAGAGGAAAGUAAUGAAGCAAGACAGAAGUUUUCGAAUGCAAAAUCCAUCUCAUCAGCCAAAUUUUUUGGUGAUCGGAACAAAGCAAGUGACUUGCAAAGAUUUACUGCAUCACAGGACAUAUCCGCCCUCAAGGACAUUGCUGGGGAAACUGGAAAAAAGCUGACGCCUGGAGCUUCCAGGAAUGCUUAUAUGAUGAACAAUGCCUUGUUUGAUGGAAAGGAUUGUGGUCUCUGUUCAGCUCAAAGGGAUAUUUCUUGA
Messenger RNA from Phoenix dactylifera (date palm), 1065 nucleotides. NCBI's taxonomy places the organism in Eukaryota, Viridiplantae, Streptophyta, Magnoliopsida, Arecales, Arecaceae. The record is from RefSeq and is a predicted model, not a curated record.